This is a messenger RNA of Didymella exigua CBS 183.55, 1897 nucleotides long. Its product is annotated as FAD/NAD(P)-binding domain-containing protein. The transcript is spliced from 3 exons. The record is from RefSeq and is a predicted model, not a curated record. Lineage: Eukaryota; Fungi; Ascomycota; Dothideomycetes; Pleosporales; Didymellaceae. Gene Ontology annotation, molecular function: FAD binding. The coding region runs from base 234 to 1460 and encodes 408 amino acids.
UGCGUCAUCGCAUGUUUAGUAACAGCCAAUCGGAACAACACUAAGAAUAUUGAGACAACACCUCAGGGCGGAGAUCCGGUCAGGUGCAGAUCACUGGAGCUACCCGCUAGCUCAGCUCCACCUGAGGUUGACUAUUAGACAGUAGACUGCACUGCAUCUAAGCUAGUCACAACACUCGAGCUCACAUAGAUCACAUUAGAUACCCCGAUAUCACCUUCGAUCUCUUACUCUCGAUGGGUAGUAUCGGCACGACCAUGAAGGUUCUCAUUAUCGGAGCAGGCCCCGCUGGAUGUGCAUUAGCACAUGGACUCAAGAAAGCUGAUAUCUCUUACCGCAUCUUCGAUAAAGGCGAGGAUGUAUAUCGACAUCGUCACUGGGCGUUCACCCUGGGUUGGGCACGACCAUAUCUCCUGGGUCUGCUUCCCGAUGAGAUCGGCGCGCUGCUAGACACUUGUGCCGUCGAUGCAAGCAUUGAUUGCGCAGCGAUUGGCGAGGAUAGGAUCGUGCUCUAUAACGGAAAGACUCGCGAAGAAGCUUUCGCAUUUCCAAUCCCCAAGGCGAAAGAGAUGAAUAUCCGAAAACUGCGCAUCCUCCUCGCGGAGAGCCUCGAUGUGAAAUACGGGAAGAAGUUCAGUCAUUACGAGUUACCAUUGAAUAACGGAGUCAAGGUAUUCUUCGAAGACGGAUCAAGUGAACAAGGCGACGUUGUCAUUGGCAUUGACGGCGCAGGUUCCGCAGUGCGGCAGUGUCUGAUCGACCGCGGAGCCACUCAGGAGACGCUCCCCUUCGCACUGAUGAAUUUCAACGCAUCAUACACAAAGGAACAAGCUCUUUUUAUAAAGGAGCGUCUACAUCCGCUGGUCGACAUUGCGAUACACCCAGCAGGCCAUUACAUCCGAGCCAAUGUGCUCGACAUGCCGGAUGUCGAGGACCCAACCACAUGGACCUUUCAGAUCCUGUCGACUUGGCCACUGAAGAAUGUGGAGGACUACGAUAACGAUACAGAUCGGCUGAAGAGGUUGAAAGCGCACGUUGAGCGAGAUGGGUGGGCAGAGCCGUACAAGAGUGCGAUUGAGUGGAUACCCGAAGAAACCCCUGUGCUGAAGGAUCGGCUCAACAUCUGGAAGACAGAACCGUGGAACAAUCAAGACGGACGAGUGACAUUGUGUGGCGAUGCGGCGCAUGCGAUGACGUUUCACCGAGGUCAAGGAGCAAACAAUGCCUUCUUCUCCGCACACAGCCUGGUCGAAGCCCUCAGAUCCGUCCACGACGGUAUAUCUACUCUGAAAGACGCGAUAACCACCUAUGACGAGAGUAUACUGAAGCGCGGCGCAAGUGAAGUCCAGAUAUCCAAGUCGCAAAGCUUCUACACCCACGACUGGCCCAACUUCAUCAACAGCCCUGUCAUAACACUGGGAACAAAACCGAGUCACGCAGCAAAGAGCGAAGGAUACCAGUAGGUAUAUGAAAGUAUUCAUUAAAAGCAAGUGCAUCGUAUCAGCCGUGAAUCGAUGGUAUGCAUGCUAUGUAAAAACCUCAAGUUCCAUGUCGUCAUUAUCAUGCCAUGUACUUGUUGCGCAGGUUGGCCUUAACCUUGUCCUCAUAGUUAGACUACUUACUAUUAUAACGUACCUCACGGGCGAGUGGAAUACCGAGCGAGUGGAACACCUUUGCUAAGCCCCCACCAAAAUCAACCCUACUUUGGCCCAAAACAACCUACGUUGGCCCUGCACAGGGCAAAGCAACCUUUAAUAUUACUUAGAGACCUCUUCUACUCUAUCCUUGCAUGUUUGCGCGUUAUGUCUAGUCUUGUUAAACUGUUUACAGCGCCUUUUAGUUAGCUUAGCCCUAUCAGCGCGCACCUGCUUCUUUGCCUUCUUCCUAUUACUACGCUCCC